Striga hermonthica is the source of this 471-nucleotide messenger RNA. NCBI's taxonomy places the organism in Eukaryota, Viridiplantae, Streptophyta, Magnoliopsida, Lamiales, Orobanchaceae. The record is from the annotation of a GenBank genome assembly.
AUGAAUUCAGCUCCUUCGACGCCUCUCAAUCUCGUCUCGACCGAACAGAUUCAGAAGUAUUUGGAUGAGAACAAAAACUUGAUCAUGGCUAUACUGGAAAGUCAGAACAUGGGAAAAGUGACUGAAUGUGCUCAGUAUCAAGCAACCCUUCAGAAGAACUUAAUGUAUUUAGCUGCGAUUGCUGAUGCCCAGCCUCCUGGAUCUGGAACGCUGUCCCAGGCCCCCCCGACCAGUCCAGUUCCACAAGCCCAAAUGCAGGCGCAACAUGGUGGGCCCGUUCCCAAGGUACCGUUCCAAGUCAAUGCAGUGAGGCCUCAAGACCAACAUUUUCAACAGGUACAAGGGCAAUUUAGUGGUGCUAAUAAUAAUGGUUUGCAUUUUCUCGUGCAACCUGGGCUGGGAGGUUCAGGUGGAGGUUCUCGAGAGGGCCAUGGGAGUUUGGGCUUGGGACAUGUGGAGAGUAGAGAUUGA